AGAACAGACAUGAGGACAAGAGACUUUUAUUUUAAACUGAGACAAAGCCAGAGAUUGAGUCAUUUUCCUCUGUUAAUGAUGCUCUUCAUCUUGUCCAAACCCACAGAACAGCAGAUUAUUAUAAAGAUGGCGUUUAUUAAAGAGGAGAGUGAAGACAUCAAGAUUGAAGAAACAUUCACAGUCAAACAUGAAGAGACUGAAGAAGCUUUCAGAGUCAAACAUGAAGAUCCUGAGGAACAAACAGACCUGAUGCCACUCAAAAAGGAGAGUCAAGAUCAGAAUGAAAUUGAAGAGAAACACCAACAUAAGAAAAUACCUGAAGAACGAGAACAGAGGAAAACCUCUUCAGAAAGAACAGCACAGAAGACUGAAUCUAAUACAUGCCAUGAGUGUGGAAAGAGUUUCACUAGGAAACAAUCCUUUACAAAACACAUGAGAGUUCAUACUGGAGCAAAACCCUACACUUGCAGUCAGUGUGGAAAGAGUUUCACUUGGAAACAAAACCUUACGAUGCAUAUGAUGAUUCACACUGGAGAAAAGCCCCACGCCUGCCUGUACUGUGAAAAGAGUUUCAUUAGUAAACAAAGCCUUACAAACCACAUGGAGGUUCACACUGGGGGAAAACCUCACACUUGCCAUCAGUGUGGAAAGAGUUUCACUUGGAAACAAUACCUUACACAGCACAUGAGGAUUCACACUGGAGAAAAGCCUCACAGUUGUCAACAGUGUGGAAAAAGUUUCACUUGGACACAAUCUUAUAGAAAUCAUAUGAGAAAUCACACUAAAGAAAGGCCUUACGUUUGCCAACAGUGUGGGAAGAGUUUCAUUUGGAAACAAAACCUUAAAAACCACAUGAAUGCUCACACUGGAGAAAAGCUGUACAGCUGUCAAUACUGUGGAAAGAGUUUCACUUGGAAGCAAAGCCUUACAGACCAUUUGAAGAUCCACUCUGGAGUAAAGCCGCACAGUUGCCCUCAGUGUGGGAAGAGCUUCAUUUGGAAACAAAACCUUAUUGAGCAUAUGAAGGUUCACAGUCGAUGUGCAUCAUAGACGUCACACGAUUAUUGUUAGUGGCACAAAUUGUAGUCAGACUUAUUUGAUACCCGAGACAAAGUAGUGAUUUACAAAUUUACUUUUGACUCGCAUUUCGUUGCAGACAACACAACAAACACUAUUUAACAUGUUCCUCGUGAUUUUUAUGUUUCUUUUUUUUUUUUUUUAAAUAAACACUUUGUUUAAACAGUUGUGGCAGGAAAAGUUGUAAUCAGGUAAAUUCGUUAAAGGAUGUGAUGUGACAGGUGACUUUAAUUAUGAUUUGGUACAAAUGCAGCAACCAAGAAAGGUCUAGUC
Messenger RNA from Danio rerio (zebrafish), 1350 nucleotides. The record is from RefSeq and is a predicted model, not a curated record. Lineage: Eukaryota; Metazoa; Chordata; Actinopteri; Cypriniformes; Danionidae.